UGGUGGAAGUUGAUCACUCCUUUCCUGGGAGUACCUUCAUUCUUUGUGCAAGGCACGAUGGAUCGCGCUGCAAUGGACGGGCGUUUCGACACUGUGAGCAGAGACGAAAGGAUUGACCGAGUAAUAUCCAAUAUUACAAAGGCGCUUCACAUUCAGAAAGAAGAAGUACAAUGUGACAUUGAGAAAACAGUGGCCGAGAUCUGCAAUCGUCUCUUAUCACACGUGGAUGAUGUCUUUCGCGUCAAACUUCAGCAGCUGAAGCGGAUUGGAGAGGAAGCAAUUACCGGCGCAGAAGACACAAUGCGACCUGACGUCUUCUACACAUCAACACCUCUACGGUCUCUGCUGUCCUCCGAAUGGCUGUCGAACCCACUUUUAGUGCCCACCACACUCGGCUACUUCAAAGCAUGUCAGGCAAGACCUGAAAAUAUCACCUUCGCCCAGAACUAUUCUUCGCGUUCGCGCAGCGUAGGUGACACUGUGAAACUGUACUACGUGUGCACCACUGGAUACGAACCAUUCUUGUUCGACUUCAUCUCUUGCAUGGUGCGGGACCCCAGCGGAGCCGAUGUUGAGCAUUGGAGUGGUGACUCGAAAGAUGGUCGGUAUUCCCUCAAGUUCAUCGUUAGACAGGAGGGCCGCUACACAGUGUACGUAAGGCUUUACAGGGUGCCCAUACGUGGAAUCCCUUUCCUUGUCGACGUUUCCAGGAACCAACCCUCGGAACAGACUCCGUCGGUGUUCAUGAGCGUCUCUGGUAAAGUGCAUCAAGAGCCAUGCUCCGCUCAGUUCUGCAUCCCCAAUGGCAUGGCUCACUACAAACUAUAGGCUCUAACAUACCAGCACUGUACUAUACUCUAAUAUACUAUAAGCUAAGAUGACCCGUAGAUGACCCGUAUUGUUGUUGGACGGGAAGACAAGUAACCAGUGUUGCAAUUGUAAAUGCAUGAAAUACCUCUCUUCAAUAAAAGCUUGAGACUGGCGAUGACAAAA
Ornithodoros turicata is the source of this 993-nucleotide messenger RNA. RefSeq lists its product as uncharacterized. Lineage: Eukaryota; Metazoa; Arthropoda; Arachnida; Ixodida; Argasidae. The transcript is spliced from 2 exons. The record is from RefSeq and is a predicted model, not a curated record. Bases 58 to 828 code for a protein of 256 amino acids.